This is a messenger RNA of Drosophila innubila, 1302 nucleotides long. Its product is annotated as mitochondrial dicarboxylate carrier-like. The transcript has 3 exons. Gene Ontology annotation, molecular function: oxaloacetate transmembrane transporter activity; sulfate transmembrane transporter activity; malate transmembrane transporter activity. Bases 308 to 1171 code for a protein of 287 amino acids. Gene Ontology annotation, biological process: malate transmembrane transport; thiosulfate transport; oxaloacetate transport. Lineage: Eukaryota; Metazoa; Arthropoda; Insecta; Diptera; Drosophilidae. The record is from RefSeq and is a predicted model, not a curated record.
CGAUUUCAGUGCUCAACCGACAACGUUGCCGUGCUGCCAGCUGCUCGCUGCUUCCAGCGCAGACAAGAAGAGAGUAAGAAAACCCGGCAAAGAUCCAUUACCAGACCAGUUUUCGCUUUCCGCUGUGGUAAUGACGCGCUGAAGUUGUGCUACUCUCGAGUGUGUGUCUGUGUGUGUGUAUCAACAGUGCGUGGUGCGGUAUCUGCGUAUGUGUGCGCGUGUAUCGGUGUUGCCAAAAAUAUACAAAAUUAUUGAGCGGUAGCAAAAUAACAACAAACGCCAACGUUUCUUUUUCAAGCUUUACAAAAUGUCCACCGAAAAACAGGCACGUUGGUACUUUGGCGGCCUAGGAAGUGUAGGCGCGGCAUGUGCCACACAUCCUUUGGACCUGAUCAAGGUCACACUGCAAACACAACAGGGCAACCUGUCGGUUAUGAGACUUGUGCCGCAAAUCAUCAAGGAACAAGGAGUGUUGGCCUUUUACAACGGCCUGUCUGCCUCCAUUCUGCGCCAGAUGACCUAUUCCACAACUAGAUUUGGCGUCUACGAGGUGGGAAAGCAACACAUUAAUACCGACACAUUCGCCGGCAAAAUUGGAUUAGCUGGUCUAUCGGGUCUGAUGGGUGGCAUUGUGGGCACACCCGCCGAUAUGGUCAACGUGCGAAUGCAAAACGAUGUCAAACUACCUCCAGAAAACCGCAGAAACUAUAAGAACGGAAUUGAUGGGCUUAUCAAGGUGUAUCGUCAUGAAGGUUUCCGUAAUCUUUUCUCCGGUGUAACCACAGCUACAACACGCGGUGUUUUUAUGACUAUUGGCCAAAUAGCGUUUUAUGAUCAGAUCAAGACGUAUUUGCUGACCACGCCCCACUUCGAGGACAACCUGAUUACUCACUUUACCGCCUCACUGGCGGCAGGAGCUAUUGCCACAACAUUGACACAGCCCAUGGAUGUGCUGAAAACUCGCUCCAUGAACGCCAAACCUGGGGAAUACAAUGGUCUGUGGGAUGUCAUACGCCAUACAGCGAAACUCGGACCACUUGGCUUCUUCAAGGGUUAUGUUCCUGCAUUUGUGCGGCUUGGACCGCAAACAAUUCUAACGUUUGUGUUCCUGGAGCAGCUGCGAUUGAACUUUGGCUAUGAGAAGACUAAAAAAUCCAGUACGCAAUCCUAACAUUCCAUCUGUGCAUUUGAAGGUGUGAACAAUGCUACAUGAUUUAGUUUAAAUUAAUGCUUAUUAAUAAUGAAAUUGCUUUUAUUGUUGGAAAUAUAUGUUGUACAUUCACAAAUACUUGCGUAUGUAAA